AUGUCGGAGGAUGAGAAAUUGUUGAAGGAGGCGAAGAAAUUGCCAUGGGAAGAUCGUUUGAUGCACAAAAACUGGAAAGUACGGAAUGAUGCAAACAUUGAUUUGGCCGCCGUUUGCGACUCCAUCACGGAUCCCAAGGACAAUCGCCUCCGUGAAUAUGGUCAAUUUUUUAAGAAAACAGUGGCGGAUUCGAAUGCGCCGGUUCAAGAGAAGGCUCUGGAUGCACUCAUUGCAUACUUAAAAGCUGCUGAUGCCGAUGCCGGGAGAUAUGCCAAAGAAGUAUGUGAUGCGAUAGUGGCCAAAUGUUUAACAGGGAGGCCGAAAACAGUGGAGAAGGCGCAAGCAGCUUUUAUGCUGUGGGUAGAGUUGGAGGCUGUUGAGACUUUCUUAGAUGCUAUGGAGAAAGCAAUAAAAAAUAAAGUUGCCAAGGCAGUUGUUCCUGCAAUAGAUGUCAUGUUUCAGGCUUUAAGUGAAUUUGGGUCAAAGAUAGUGCCACCAAAAAGGAUAUUGAAGAUGCUUCCUGAACUUUUUGAUCAUCAAGAUCAGAAUGUUCGUGCUUCUUCCAAAGGACUGACAUUAGAACUUUGUCGUUGGAUUGGAAAGGAUCCUGUCAAAUCAAUAUUAUUUGAAAAGAUGCGAGAUACUAUGAAAAAAGAGUUGGAAGCUGAACUUGUCAAUGUCACGGGGACUGCAAAGCCGAUUCGCAAAAUAAGAUCUGAGCAAGACAAGGAACCAGAACAGGAAGCCGUUUCUGAAGUUGUGCGAACUGGCCCCUCUGAAGAACCUUCUGCUGACAUUCCAGAGGUGAUAGAUGAGUAUGAACUUGUUGAUCCAGUCGAUAUAUUGACACCUCUGGAGAAGUCAGGAUUUUGGGAUGGAGUGAAAGCUUCUAAGUGGUCUGAGCGAAAAGAAGCAGUUUCAGAGUUGACCAAACUUGCUUCUACUAAAAGGAUUGCUCCUGGAGAUUUUACAGAAAUUUGUCGAACAUUGAAGAAGCUUAUUACAGACGUGAACAUUGCUGUAGCAGUUGAAGCAAUCCAAGCAAUUGGAAAUCUUGCCACUGGCCUGAGAACUCAUUUCUCAGGAAAUUCUCGCUUCUUAUUGCCUGUAUUGCUGGAAAAACUUAAAGAGAAGAAACCUACUUCGAUUGAGGCGCUUACUCAAACUCUUCAGGCAAUGCACAAGUCGGGAUGCUUAAAUCUUGCUGACAUUGUUGAAGGAAGACCAGGAAGCUUUGCUGAUUAUAAAAAUUCUUUUGUUGCAGAUGUUAAGACAGCAACAAAAAAUAAGGUUCCUCUUGUAAGGUCAUUGACCUUGAACUGGGUUACCUUUUGUAUUGAGACAAGCAACAAGGCUGUUAUCCUGAAAGUGCACAAGGAAUACGUUCCAAUCUGCAUGGAGUGCCUUAAUGAUGGAACGCCUGAAGUAAGGGAUGCAGCAUUUUCAGCUUUGGCCGCCAUAGCCAAGUUGGUUGGAAUGAGACCUUUGGAGAGGUCGCUGGAGAAACUUGACGAUGUUAGGAAAAAGAAGUUAUCAGAAAUGAUUGAGAGUUCUGGAGGGGGUCAAUCCACUGUUACAAGUACAGUUCAAUCUUCAGGAGGAGUUGUGUCUUCCAAAGAGACUUCAGAUGGAUUACUUGUUAGGAGGUCAGCAGCUAGCAUGCUUAGUGGAAAGAAGACUGUUCAAACAAUUCCUGCUAAUAAGAAAGCAGCAUCUGUGAAAUCUGGCAUCAAUAAGAAAGGUGAUGGAGGCGGACAGUCAAAAAGUUCCAAGGUUGUGGAGCCUGAAGAUAUUGAGCCAGCAGAAAUGAGUCUUGAAGAGAUUGAAAAUAAAUUAGGCUCCCUUAUUCAAGCAGAUACAGUUGCGCAAUUGAAGAGUGCUGUGUGGAAAGAGCGGCUUGAAGCUAUCACGUCAUUUAAAGAGCAGGUGGCAGUGCUGCAAGACCUUAAUCCAUCUGUGGAGAUUUUGAUACGUUUACUUUGUGUGGUUCCUGGCUGGAGUGAGAAAAAUGUUCAGGUCCAGCAACAGGUUAUUGAUGUUAUUACUCACAUAGCUUCAACAGCAUCGAAGUUUCCAAAGAAAUGUGUGGUGCUUUGCCUUUUAGGUAUAAGUGAGAGAGUUGCCGAUAUCAAGACUCGUGCUCAGGCCAUGAAGUGCCUUACUUCUUUUUGUGAAGCUGUGGGCCCAGGUUUAAUUUUUGAGAGACUGUAUAGAAUCAUGAAAGAGCACAAGAAUCCUAAGGUUCUCAGUGAAGGCAUUUUAUGGAUGGUUUCUGCAGUUGAAGAUUUUGGUGUUUCGUAUCUGAAACUGAAGGAUUUAAUUGACUUCUGCAAGGAUAUUGGUUUACAAUCCAGCGCUGCUGCCACUAGAAAUGUUACGAUUAAACUUAUUGGUGUUUUGCACAAAUUUGUUGGCCCAGAUAUUAAGGCAUUCCUCUCAGAUGUUAAGCCUGCUCUUUUAAGUGCCCUUGAUGCAGAGUAUGAAAAAAAUCCAUUUGAGGGUAUAUCUGCAGUUCCAAAGAAGACCGUGAAAAUAUCGGAUUCUGCAUCAUCUUUGGCUGCUGGUGGGUUGGAUGGCCUUCCACGUGAAGAUAUUAGUGAAAAGGUCACACCUUCCUUGUUGAAGGGCCUGGAGUGUUCAGAUUGGAAGAUUCGCUUGGAAUCUAUUGAAACUGUGAAUAAAAUUCUGGAAGAGGCCAACAAACGUAUUCAACCGUCUGGAACUGUGGAGUUGUUUGGGGCUUUAAGAAACCGCCUUCACGACAGCAACAAGAAUCUAAUUAUCGCAACUUUAUCAACUAUUGGUGGUCUUGCAUCUGCAAUGGGUCCGGCAGUUGAGAAGUCAAGCAAGGGUAUUCUGUCAGAUAUCUUGAAAUGUCUUGGUGACAAUAAAAAGCAUAUGAGAGAGUGCACUUUAACUGCUUUAGACUCUUGGCUUGCCACUGUUCAUCUUGAUAAAAUGAUCCCUUAUAUUGCAGCUGCACUAACGGAUGCUAAGCUAGGUGCGGAAGGGCGCCGGGAUCUUUUUGAUUGGUUAUCAAGACAACUUGCUGGGUUGGCAGAUUUUUCUGAUGCUAUAUAUCUUCUAAAACCUUGUGCCUUCGCUAUGACGGAUAAAUCAGCAGAUGUUCGUAAAGCUGCAGAAACUUGCUUUAGUGAAAUUCUGAGGGUUUGUGGGCAGGAAAUGGUGACCAAAAAUUUGAAAGAUAUACAAGGAACUGCUUUAGCUAUUGUUGUUGAACGACUUAAACAACGUGGACCCUUUCAAGAAAAUGUUGAAUUGGGAAGAACAGUUUCAAUGGGUCUCUCUUCCAAAAGCAGCUCAAAGAUUGGAAAACCUAAUGGUCAUGGUGAUCGUGGAUCACGGCAUGGAAGCAGAGUUGCACCAUCAAGAACUAUUCCCGCAAAGGGCUCAAGGCAAGAGAUCGUCACGUCUGUUCAAGAAAUUAACAUACAGUCGCAAGCUUUGUUAAACAUCAAGGAUUCAAAUAAGGAUGAUAGAGAGAGAAUAAUUGUUCGCAGAGUCAAGUUUGAAGAGUUACGCUUGGAACAGAUACAAGAUCUUGAGAAUGACAUUGCGAAGUAUUUUAGAGAAGAUUUGUAUCGAAGGCUGUUAAACACCGACUUCAAGAAGCAAGUUGAUGGGAUUGAGAUUCUGCAGAAGGGUCUUCCAUCUAUUGGAAAGGAAAUAAUUGAAGUUUUAGACAUUCUCUUGAAGUGGUUUGUUUUGAGAUUCUGUGAAUCUAACACAUCAUGCCUAUUAAAGGUGCUGGAAUUUCUUCCUGAGCUUUUUGACAUGUUGAGGAAUGAGGGCUACACUAUGACUGAAGCAGAGGCAUCCAUUUUUCUUCCUUGCGUGAUUGAGAAGUCGGGUCAUAACAUCGAAAAAGUACGAGAAAAAAUGAGGGAAUUGAUGAAGCAAAUAAUUCACACAUAUUCUGCGGCAAAGACUUUUCCCUAUAUUUUAGAGGGUUUGCGUUCAAGAAAUAAUAGAACUCGGAUUGAGUGUGCCGAUCUUGUUGGAUUCUUACUGGAUAAUCAUGUACCUGAGAUAAGUGGCCAAUUAAAAUCCUUGCAAAUCGUCGCUAGCUUAACGGCAGAGCGAGAUGGUGAAACUAGGAAAGCUGCUUUAAAUACUCUGGCUAUUGGAUAUAAGAUUCUUGGUGAUGACAUUUGGAGAUACAUUGGGAAGCUUACGGAGGCACAAAGAAGUAUGUUAGAUGAUAGAUUUAAGUGGAAGGCUCGCGAGAUGGAGAAAAGAAAGGAAGGCCGGCCUGGUGAAGCUAGGGCUGCUUUAAGGCGGUCAGUGAGAGAAAAUGGGUUUGAUACUGCAGAGCAAAGUGGGGAAGUUUCAAAAUCUAUAUCUGGCCCAAUCUUCAAUAGGGAUAAUUAUGGUCAUUCUGAAGAUCAGAUGGAGAGACAUCCUAUGCCAAGACCAUAUUCUGGACCUGUUGGUCCAGCUGACUGGAAUGAAGCUCUUGAUAUUAUAUCACAUGGUUCUCCUGAGCAGUCCGUUGAAGGAAUGAAGGUCGUGUGCCAUGAAUUGGCACAGGCGACCACAGAUCCCGAAAGCAGUGGAAUGAAUGAUAUUGUGAAAGAUGCUGAUAGACUUGUUUCAUGCCUGGCAAAUAAGGUAGCCAAGACAUUUGACUUUAGUCUGACUGGUGCCUCUUCAAGGUCUUGUAAAUAUGUUCUCAACACUCUCAUGCAGACAUUUCAGAACAAGAGACUCGCUCAUGCUGUCAAAGAGAGUACUCUUGAUGGUCUAAUUACGGAACUGUUGCUUUGGCUUUUGGAUGAAAGGGUUCCUCGGAUGGAUGAUGGCUCUCAACUUUUGAGAGCUCUAAAUGUUUUGAUGCUCAAAAUUCUGGAUAAUGCCGACCGGACCUCAUCAUUUGUUGUGCUCAUAAAUCUUUUAAGUCCUGUUGACCCGUCAAGGUGGCCAUCUCCAGCAGUGAAUGAGUCCCUAACCUUGAGAAAUCAGAAAUUUUCAGAUUUGGUAGUCAAAUGUUUAAUCAAACUUACUAAGGUUCUUCAAAAUACUAUAUAUGAUGUUGAUCUUGAUCGUAUCCUUCAAAGUAUCCAUAUAUACCUACAAGAAUUAGGAAUGGAAGAAAUACGAAGGAGAGCGGGAGCUGAUGACAAACCACUUCGCAUGGUGAAAACUGUUCUGCACGAGCUUGUUAAGCUUCGUGGAACUGCCAUAAAGGGUCAUCUUUCCAUGGUCCCUAUAGACAUGCAACCGCAGCCUAUUAUUCUUGCCUACAUUGAUCUUAAUCUUCAGACCUUGGCAGCUGCAAGAAUGUUGACCCCUUCUGGCCCUGCUGGACAAACUCACUGGGGUGAUUCAGCAGCCAAUGGUCCAGCACCUGCAACGCAUUCUGCAGAUGCCCAAUUAAAGCAAGAAUUGGCUGCAAUAUUUAAAAAAAUUGGUGACAAGCAAACUUGCACAAUUGGUCUCUAUGAACUCUAUCGAAUUACACAGUUAUAUCCUCAGGUUGAUAUAUUUGCUCAGCUGCAAAAUGCUAGCGAGGCAUUUAGAACAUACAUUAGAGAUGGUUUAGCACAGAUGGAGAAAAAUGCAGCUGCAGGAAGGACCCCUUCGAGUGUACCUCUGUCGACUCCUCCACCAGUGGCACUCGACCUCUCUCCAAAAUACGGCCCUGUAUCACCUGUGAAUACAAAUGAUUCAAGAAAUCUGAAUGCUAAAGUUGAACCUACAAACUUCAGUUUACCACCAUCUUAUGCCGAAGAAGAUAGGGCUACCAAUACCAUCUCUGCAAGAGGUCCUUUGUCAGAUCAAUCUGGUUUACAGCAGAAUUUGGGGGAACUAAGAAGUGACAGGUUAUUAUCUGGAGUUUCAAGCGGUACAUUAGAUGCUAUUAGGGAAAGGAUGAAGAGCAUCCAAUUAGCAGCAGCUACAGUGAACCCGGAUACUAGAAGUAGGCCUUUGGUACCCAUGAAUGGGAAUGUAACCCACGGACUUCCUGGUCAUCCUUCUGUCACAGAAGGUGUUGGUACCGAGAAUCCUAUGCAUGGUGGGGUCCUUCCCAUGGACGAGAAGGCUCUAUCUGGCCUUCAGGCUCGCAUGGAAAGGUUAAAAACUGGGUCACUCGACCCUCUGUAG
Molecule: messenger RNA, 6126 nt
Organism: Fraxinus pennsylvanica
Lineage: Eukaryota; Viridiplantae; Streptophyta; Magnoliopsida; Lamiales; Oleaceae
Source: the annotation of a GenBank genome assembly